Messenger RNA from Eupeodes corollae, 2287 nucleotides. RefSeq names its product aromatic-L-amino-acid decarboxylase (gene Tdc1). The transcript has 4 exons. Gene Ontology annotation, biological process: amino acid metabolic process. NCBI's taxonomy places the organism in Eukaryota, Metazoa, Arthropoda, Insecta, Diptera, Syrphidae. Gene Ontology annotation, molecular function: carboxy-lyase activity; pyridoxal phosphate binding. The record is from RefSeq and is a predicted model, not a curated record. The coding region runs from base 256 to 1941 and encodes 561 amino acids.
AUAAAUCGAGAAAAGUGUUAUUGCUUUAACAAACCAUAAGAUAAAAAUCAAUAAAUAAAGAUUUAUUUUGAAGACAACAAUUGAAAAAGAAAAAAUUAAUAAAUUUAACUUUAAUUUAUUGUUUGUGUUAAGUGAAUAAUUUAUUUAAUUUGUGAAAAGUGCAAUUUCAUUGUUUUAAAACAACUAAACGUAUUUAUAUAAAAAGUGCAUCUAUAUUUUUGUAUUAGUAAUAAAAAAAUAUAAAACAAAAACAAAAUGAAUACCGAAGAUUUUAGAAAAUACGGAAAACUUAUGAUCGAUUAUAUUUGCGAUUAUUCAGAUAAUAUUGAAAGUCGUGAUGUCGCGCCAACUUUAGAUCCUGGAUACCUCAAACAUUUGAUUCCUGACGAAGCGCCAAUUAAUGGAGAAAGCUUUGAAAAUGUGUUAGCAGAUGUGGAAGAUAAGGUCAUGCCUGGUGUUGUUCAUUGGAAUCAUCCGAAAUUUUUUGCAUAUUUUCCAGCUGGAAAUUCAUAUCCCUCGGUUUUAGGUGAUAUGUUGAGCAGUGCACUGGGUUCGAUUGGUUUCUCAUGGGCAUCUUGUCCAGCUUCAACAGAAUUAGAAACAAUUGUACUCGAUUGGUAUGCAAAGGCACUUGGUCUUCCAAAAGCUUUCAUAACCGAUUCACCUGGUAGUCGUGGUGGUGGUGCCUUACAAGGCUCAGCAUCCGAAUGUACUUUGGUUUGUAUGAUUGCCGCUCGAGCACGGGCUAUUCAAAGUCUUAAAGGCACGAAUAGCGAAUGUCAUGAUAGCGUAUUCCUCCCCCAAUUAAUUGCUUACGCUAGCAAAGAAGCCCAUUCGUCAAUUGAAAAAGCAGCCAAAAUGGCUUUGGUGAAAUUAAGACUGAUCGAUGCUGAUGAACAUGGUCGAUUAAGAGUUGAUCUUCUUCGUCAAGCUAUUCAAAAUGAUUUGAAUGCUGGUUUGAAGCCAUUCUUUGUUGUGGCAACAGUUGGAACAACAGGAGCUUGUGCUUUUGAUAAUUUGACAGAAGUCGGCAAAGUAUGCAGUGAAGUGCCAAGUAUUUGGUUCCAUGUCGAUGGAGCUUAUGCAGGAAACUCUUUUAUUCUCCCCGAAAUGAGAGUAUUUUCCAAGGGUCUUGAAUAUGCCGAUUCUUUCAACACCAAUCCCAAUAAAUUACUGCUGGUGAACUUUGACACUUCUGCAAUGUGGGUCAAGGAUGUUAUGACCCUCAAGACAGCUCUAAAUGUCAACCCUCUGUACCUUCAACAUGAACACGAUAAGGCAAUCGAUUAUAGACAUUACGGCAUACCGUUAAGUCGACGUUUUAGAGCUCUUAAAUUGUGGUUUGUCUUCCGUUCGUAUGGUAUCUCCGGACUUCAAGCGUAUAUUCGAAAUCAUGCAGCUUUGGCUAAGAAAUUUGAAAUGAUGGUUAGAAAGGAUGAACGGUUCGAGGUUCGAAAUGACGUUUAUCUAGGACUAGUGUGCUUUAGAUUAAGAGCUGCCGAUAAUAUCAACCAAGAGCUAUUGGCUCAAAUCAAUCACUCAGGCAAAAUGCAUAUGAUUCCGUCAAUGGUUAAUGGAAAAUAUGUCAUACGAUUCUGCGUCACAUACGAACACGCUACAGAGCAACACAUAAUCGAUGCAUGGACCCAGAUUAAGGCAUUUGCGAGCGAGGUUUUACUUGGUGCCCAAUUGGAAUUACCCGAAAAAGAAGUCAAGAUGCCAAACAAAAAACUCACACGAAACAAGUCACUGCGUUUCUCGUUCACUCGCAGCAUAUCCCGAGAAAUAUACGAAAGCCAAGGAGAUCACCUCAAGGAUGGAUGUACACCGAUACUAGUUGUGGAUUCGGGGGCUAUUACACAGAGUUUCAUAAAAGCUAUGGAAAAUGCGAGUAAGCUAAAUGAAAUCGCUGAUGUGGACACGGACGAAGCUAGUAAUUGAUUUACAUAGACUAUACGUAGAAAAAAAAUAAACCUACACAUAAAUAUAGGCUUCGAAUAGUAUUUAAUUAAACGUACAAUUAAUUUUAAAAUCUAAUUUAUUUGCAAUGAAAGCAACACACUACAUUUAUACAUACUAUUAUGUUCCUGCACAUCAGUAUCUAGUACAUACAUAUUAUAUGAAUUUAUUUAUUUACAUAUUUGUUAUUGUUACUAAUUCAUUUAAGCGCGUGCAUCCUUGACAUUUUUGUAUAUUGCAUUAUUAAGUUUUUUUAUAUAUAUAUAUUUUAAUGUGUAAAUAUGAUAAGAAUCUCUUUAAGUAGAAAAUAAAGACCAACUAAAAUCAA